AUGGCGCUUUCAACGCCAAGUUCUGCUUCCUUCAAGGUCGCUUUCGAAGGCUGUGGUCACGGCUGUCUAGAUGAUAUCUAUGCUUCAGUCCAAAAGAAUGCUGCUAGUAAAGGAUGGACCGGUGUUGAUCUGGUGGUCAUUGGUGGUGAUUUUCAGGCUGUCCGCAACUCUCACGACUUGACUUGUAUGGCUGUGCCACAGAAGUACAAGGAGAUUGGGGACUUCCAUGACUACUAUAGCGGCCAAAAAACUGCUCCUUACUUGACUGUCUUUAUCGGUGGCAAUCAUGAGGCUAGCAAUUACCUCUUCGAGCUCUACUAUGGCGGUUGGGUUGCACCCAAUAUCUACUAUUUGGGGGCAUCCAAUGUAAUUCGUUGUGGCCCUCUUCGCAUCGCCGGCCUGUCUGGGAUUUGGAAAGGUUAUGACUACCGAAAGCCACACUUCGAACGGCUGCCUUACAAUAAAGACGAUGUUCAAAGUGUGUAUCACGUUAGGGAGCUAGAUGUUCGCAAGCUUCUCCAAGUUCGCACUCAGGUCGACCUUGGUCUUUCUCAUGACUGGCCCAAGCAGGUUGAGCUCUCUGGUGACUAUGAGACACUUUUCAGAAUCAAAAGAGGCUUUCGCGAUGACUCUAACAAUGGAAAACUGGGAAACACCGCUGCAAAAUAUGUACUCGACCGUCUCCGUCCUGCCUUUUGGUUUUCUGCUCAUCUUCAUGUGAAAUUCACUGCUGCCAUCCACCAUGGUGACAACGGAUCUUCUCGUCCUCUUACAAGGGGAGCCACUUAUCAAAACAGCCCCCUUCAAACUUCUUCUUCGCUGAAACAGUUUGGUAUGGAUGGCGCACUCGUCACGUCAAUGAUUGACGAAGAUGAGGAGAAGCCGGCAGGCCAGCCAGAUGGCCCAAUCAACUCUCUUGACAAUACCAUGCCAACCGCCGGAAAUCCCAAAGAAGAUGACAUCUCCGGGCAUGUCGCCAAUGAUAAUUCUACCCCCGAAAACGCAGACACUCAGACUGAGGUCGGCAACACCGCUCGCAUGUCACCAUUGAAGCGCACUCGUGGAGACGACCAGAGUCGAAUUUCUGCCUGGAAUAACUUCCAUGCUGUAGCGUCUAAGAAUGAAGCUGCCGAGAAUGCUCGCCGCUUGGCGGAACCACGAGACCCAUCUGCUCCGGAGGUAGAUUACAGCGUAACCUGGCGCCAGAUCUCGGUUGAUGAGGAUCAGCCCCUGCGCAAGGUCACAAAUGUCGAGCAGCCCGUUGGCGAUGGUGGCAAUCCUGAUGCGAAGAAACAAAAGAUUGAACACCAGCCAAUGCUUGUCAAGAACUCUGAUGAGAUCGAUUUGGACUUGGACAGCGAGUCGGAUGUCGAGAAAUCAGUGAAGAAUGAAAAUAAAAUUGAGCGUCAGGAAGCCAGCGAGACUACGACCACUCAAACUCUACCGGCUGGUGCUAUCAGCGAUUCAACCAAUAUCACAGAGGACCAACAAAAGCCCAACCCCGAAGUGGAAAGUGCCGUCCCAGAAGACAUUCGAAACCAGCUUCCUGCUAGCUUUGCACGGCCCCAGAUGCCUGCAACGAAAGCUCCAUCUGUAGCUCAUCCUGUCCCAGAAGCCAUCUCCAACAAGACUACUCAUUUCUUGGCCUUGGACAAAUGCCAGCCUCAUCGCCACUUUCUAGAACUACUUGAGCUUCCUCUUGUCUCUGAUCAAACAAAUGUUCAGCAUUCACGUCCCUUCCGCCUGGAAUAUGAUAAAGAGUGGCUGGCAAUCACCCGCGUUUUUGCAAACGAGCUCCAGCUGGGGAAUCCCAGUGCUCCUAACGCUCCUGACCGCGGCGAAGUCUUCUACAAGCCCCUCAUCGAGGAGGCUGAGGAGUGGGUUGAAGAGAACAUCGUCAAGACAGGAAGGAUAACCAUACCCGAGAGUUUCACUCCAACCGCCCCCUUCUAUGACGCUGCCAUUCCCAUUCAUACCGACAUUAUGCCCCCCGAAUACUCGAACCCUCAAACUGCGCAGUUCUGUGAACUGAUUGGUAUUGAAAAUAAGUUUCACCUGACCGAGGAGGAACGCCAGGCGCGAGCACAGGCAGGUCCGCGUCCCAGCAACCCGCGAUUCAACAACUCCAAUCGACGCAUCCCUCGUCGUGGCGGCGGCGAUGGUCAUUCUGGCGGUGGUCAAUGGCGUGGAAGAGGAAACGGUCGUGGCCGCGGUCGUGGUGGGGGUGCUCCUCGCUGGUAA
Molecule: messenger RNA, 2241 nt
Organism: Aspergillus clavatus NRRL 1
Lineage: Eukaryota; Fungi; Ascomycota; Eurotiomycetes; Eurotiales; Aspergillaceae
Product: RNA lariat debranching enzyme
Exons: 3
Coding region: 1-2241 (746 amino acids)
Biological process (GO): mRNA splicing, via spliceosome
Cellular component (GO): nucleus
Molecular function (GO): RNA lariat debranching enzyme activity
Source: RefSeq, a predicted model, not a curated record